Saccharomyces paradoxus is the source of this 228-nucleotide messenger RNA. RefSeq names its product Min9p (gene MIN9). The transcript has a single exon. The record is from RefSeq and is a predicted model, not a curated record. Bases 1 to 228 code for a protein of 75 amino acids. NCBI's taxonomy places the organism in Eukaryota, Fungi, Ascomycota, Saccharomycetes, Saccharomycetales, Saccharomycetaceae.
AUGAAUCCACGCUAUAGGUUUAUAUUGAGAUUUUACUCUUCGAAAAGACCAACCUUCCAUAAUUUAGCUCCUCCGAAGACUAACGUAAACGAACUGCGCACUAGCAAUAGUCAAAACAAGGGCAAACAUAAGGGCAAACUGUUGGUACUCGUAGGAACUUUAGCACUCGUGACAUCAGUGAUUUCGGUAAAUUAUCAAAAGAACAAACCAGUUGAAUUUCUUGAAUAA